Molecule: messenger RNA, 848 nt
Organism: Drosophila ananassae
Lineage: Eukaryota; Metazoa; Arthropoda; Insecta; Diptera; Drosophilidae
Gene: l(1)10Bb
Product: protein BUD31 homolog
Exons: 2
Coding region: 161-595 (144 amino acids)
Biological process (GO): mRNA splicing, via spliceosome
Cellular component (GO): nucleus; spliceosomal complex
Source: RefSeq, a predicted model, not a curated record
UCAGUAGUUGCGAUAGUGGCGGACCUAUUGACAUAUCGAUUAUGGUCCGCCUCUAACUAAAUUCUGGCGUCAGCUGUUGUUUUUUUCUGACAAACAAUCAUUUAAAACGUAUUUUAGCCACAAAUACUUAUCUUGACGUCACAUUUAUUAAAUAAACAAAAUGCCUAAAGUGCGCCGCAGUCGCAAGCCACCGCCAGAUGGCUGGGAACUCAUAGAACCCACUCUAGAGGAGCUCGAGCAAAAAAUGCGCGAAGCUGAAACCGAACCGCAUGAAGGAAAACGAAUCACAGAAUCCCUCUGGCCCAUAUUUAAGAUCCACCACCAGAAGACUCGCUACAUUUACGAUCUGUUCUACCGUAGAAAGGCCAUUAGCCGGGAACUGUACGACUACUGCCUGAAAGAGAAAAUCGCCGAUGGAAACUUGAUUGCCAAGUGGAAGAAAUCGGGUUACGAGAAUCUGUGCUGCCUGCGCUGCAUCCAAACCAGGGACACCAACUUCGGUACCAACUGCAUCUGCCGGGUGCCCAAAUCCAAGCUGGAAGAGGGUCGCAUCGUCGAGUGUGUCCAUUGCGGCUGCCGUGGAUGUUCCGGUUAAGCGCUAAAUUAGCUUAAGCCGGUUAAUCCCAACUGUCCAGGGAAUCCAUAGAAUGUAGGAAAUACCACAAAACAUGUAGCACCGUAGUUUCCAUUGUAGAAGCCAAUUUUUUUUUCUUCGCCUGACAGGUUUCGCUCUAGUUUGUAAAUACAUUUUAUAGAAAAAAAAAAGAAAAAGCCGAUGAAAUAAACGAUUCUGUGAAGUGACAAACUGGAAAAAGCGAAAUGCCGAUUUCCAUUGUCGAUGCUGUAAA